UGGCGAAGUUACUUGUGUGUUUAAUAUGUUCAUAUUUUUAUAUCGUGCAUGCUGACUUUGAAGAAUCAAUUACCACUGAAAAAUGUAAUUAUUCCGUAUCUAUGAAAACAGAGGAUAAAAAUUCACUUUCUGUUCUUCGAGUUUAUAUUACUCUUAAUUCUGUAGUUAAAUUUAUUUUAAGUGAGACUUAAAACUGUUCUAUAGAUAUCACAGAUAUUGAAAACGAAAUCAGGAAUAUUUCGGGAAACAACCAAUUACAUGAUAUUCUUGUUGAUCUAAAGAUAGAUGUGAAUUCCGGCGGAAAUAAUGACAUUCGCUUUGAACGAACGGAAAACAGUUUGAAACUAAAUGUGCUUUGGAGGAUAUCCGUAGCAACCGAUCUUCUUUCCACAGAUAUGCUUAUUUUGGACAAUAUGUAUUAUAGCCUUGUUGGUUUUCCGAAUCCUUCUAUCAGCAUAUAUACUGCACCGUUGAAAAUUCGUAAAACAGGAACAAUAUUUAAUGCCUGUUGCUCUGUUAGUCAUUCCUUAGUAAACUGGAUGGCGUGGAGCUUUGGAGAUGUUUUGAACAACGUAGUCAUGCCAAAUAUACAGUGGUUGAUAUAUCACGGACUUCGUUCCAGGCAAAAUUUCACGGCGUCUUUGCUAGUCGAACGAUUUCCAACAGUACUUGAGUUAACUUUAUCGGACGUUUCGCUGACAGGAGAGCUUGUAUAUCCAUGGUUACAAGACGUCAUAAACUUUGAUAGAAAAGUUUUACCAAUUGGCUUUAGUUUGGAUGGUGGUAACUUUGAAUAUCUCGUCAUAAAAGGUGAAGUGGACUUUGUGUUCCUCUCUGAUAUUAGUGAAAACAGUUUAUAUGACCUUAGAUUUUGCAACGCAACUAUUGGACUUUUGAGCAUAUCUGAAGUUAGGAACGUUAAACUGGAAGAAAACAUGUUUCACAAUUUAUCCCAUGUAGGGCAACUGAUCUUACCUUUCAAUGACAUUCAGGAAAUUCCUCCAAAUGUAUUUAUUUGGAGGGAGUUGAAAUAUUUAGAUCUAGCGAAUAAUAAAAUACAAGUAUUGCAGAAAGGCGUGUUUAAAGGUCUUACAAAUUUGAAAGUGCUAGAUUUGAGUAAUAAUAUGCUGAAAGAAGUAAAAAAUGUAUUCCAACCUUUACGAAGUAUACAAAAUCUUAUUUUAAGAAACAAUACAGCACUUCAAUAUAUUCCGCUGGACCCUUUUUACGGACAACAACUGGAAAAAUUAGAUCUCAGCAAUAUAUCAGUGACAUUAAAAACGCUUUAUUCUUUUAUAACCGAACUUGAUUUGAAACAAUUCGAGUCUCAACGCAAUAAGCACGCCUUAGAAGGUUGGAGAAAAGGACCAUAUCCUACUAUAGUCUUACAUUUAUCCAAUUGUAAUGUAACAUCAUUCGAUUUACAUAUAUCGCAAUCAAAUUUUGAAAAGCUAAUAGAUGUUUUGUCUUUUUGCAAUAUUGAUUUCAGAGGUAAUCCACUUUCAUGCAAUUGCUUUAAUCCGGAGCUAAGAUCCAUACGCGUUUGUGCUGUAUUUUCUUUUAUAUCGCAAUGUAAUUUCAUGCCAUUGUGCCAAUACCCACUUAAUAUGCGAGGUAAACAAUUGUCAAGCAUAUAUGAUAGUGACAUGUAUUGUAAAGUAAGUGAGUUUCAAAGUUUAAACUAUACAUGUCCACAACAUUGCACAUGUUACAGUAGACAUCUGAGAAUGCCACAGUCAUUCAUUAUCGACUGUCAAAAUAAACAGACAAUGGAACCACCCGUAAAAAUAAAAGAACCAUGUCAACAUUUUGAAUUGUGGAUGAGAAACUCUUCUUUACAGCGGCUCGAUAAGCGUGACUAUUUCAAAAAGGUUAUAACCUUAGAUGUUUCUGAAAAUAGUUUGACUGCUAUUGACCCUGAAGUGAUAAAUGACUUAAGUAUAUUGAGCAUGUUCAAACUUCACUCAAAUAAACUUAAGUAUUUGCCAUACAAUAUACAAUUUAUGAACGUAUCUGAGAUAACUCUCCGAAGCAACAAUUUAAGGUGCGACUGUACAUCCAAAUGGUUAAAGGACUGGGUGUUAAGUAAUCAAGGAGUCGUUAGUGAUUGGACAGAAGUGACAUGUGUAGACACUCGCGAUAACGUUAGACAACUCAUCUCAGUGCACGAUGAUGAUUUUGUUUGUACAUCACUGAACUGGAAUGUAUUGCAUCAUGUGUAUUUUCUGGCCAUUGUUAUUGGGUCGAUCUGCUUUGUGCUUCUCGCGAUUUGCUUAUUGGUAUUCUUUGGUAGAAGACAUUUGAAGAUUCUUUUGUACAUCUAUUGUGGUGCUCAUCCUUUUGACACUGAAGACGACAUCGACGCAAAACACGACAUUGUUCUCUUGUGCAGUCCUGAAAACAAAACGAAAAUGGAUAGGUAUCUGUCGGAAGUGCUUACUUCAAAUAGAUAUUUUGUGUGCAUUGUUACAGAUUUUUAUGUUAAUGAUUGUAAAUAUUCAUUAUAUGUUCUGUUAUAUGAAUACAUGCGCUCUGUUCUGUUAUAUCAGCAGCAAUAAACGCUUUGUGAAAUGACUGUUCAAGCCAUAGUUAUAAAUGUGUUAAGAACAGAAAAGACAAUAAGUUCAUUGAAUUAAUUACUUUGUACUUUGUACUUUUAAUCUCAAUGUGUCUUUAUACAAUGAGAUGUAUCAUGUCACGUUGACUCGUAUUGGCUAAAACACAAAUCAUAAAUAAUAAUUCAAUGUUA
This is a messenger RNA of Mya arenaria, 2749 nucleotides long. Its product is annotated as leucine-rich repeat-containing protein 15-like. The record is from RefSeq and is a predicted model, not a curated record. Bases 396 to 2558 code for a protein of 720 amino acids. The transcript has a single exon. Lineage: Eukaryota; Metazoa; Mollusca; Bivalvia; Myida; Myidae. Gene Ontology annotation, molecular function: protein binding.